Amoebophrya sp. A120 is the source of this 1432-nucleotide messenger RNA. NCBI's taxonomy places the organism in Eukaryota, Dinophyceae, Syndiniales, Amoebophryaceae. The record is from the annotation of a GenBank genome assembly.
GUAAAAUACUGGCUGCGUGGCAACCUGUAGCAAAAGCGAUGCGACAUGCUACUCUUAGAAGUGACUCUGCAAGCAGUAAGCUAUUGUAAAACCACAGUACUAGAAACAAAUGUUUCUGGGACUGAAUUCGAAUUCAGUAUCAAGAUCAGACCCUCUCACGGGGGCAACUGCAAAGCCAAAGGUUCGGACGAAGUUUUUCAGCCGUCGACUUUACGCCCUGACGUGUUUUGCUAAGUAACUGUUUGCAAUUACUUAAUCUUUCCAGCUAGUCCACCGGCUAAAAAAGAAAUCGUUCGGUUUUCUCGUACACGUUUUUGACGCACGACACAUAGUCCGCUUCGACGCAUACUGAAGAUUAUCGGUAGUUAUGCUGUAUAGAAACGCAAAAAAAAAAAUCAUCGGUCUUGCCUGUCGUUCAUGCUUCAUUGCACUGUCGGUUUUUUGAGCGACACAAAGCUGCGGCGCAGAACGCAAUCUUUCGGUCUGGUUAUCGUUUUAAGUACCGCGAAAAAGAAAACUUCGGUUGUGUAGUUGCAGCGUCGUUACAGAAGCAAUUCGGUGCUUCCUGGAAAGGAGCUUCGUUUAACUCUUUUUGGUUUCGUCACAUCGAAUAACUCUAAUGUCCUCGGUGUCGUUCUGUGCUCCUGGUACCGUCGCAGAAAAAAAAAUUAGCUCGUAAACAAACCUCCAACCAUGCUAACAAAACUAACACCCCAACAGCACAUAUUGAGACCCCAUUUUUGAAUUUUGAUGUUUCUUUUUCGACCACUUUGCGAUACUGAUUGACACUCUUUUUCUUCCCCGUUUUAAACUUUUUCCCCGAUGGGCCGUCGUGAUCGCGGAGAAGACGACCGGGCCACCACGGGUGCAGGCGGCGGUAGCACCCCUCGCGGCCGAGACAACCCGGCGGCGGGGCAAGGCGGACACUGUACCAUCUGCUCCGCCCUCAUCGACAAAAAUGAGGACCGGGCCACCAUCGAGAAGUCCACAAGGGUAGAAAUAUCAAUUUUUCUGAAGAAUUGCUGUAUGUUUUGAAGAUCUUCGUUUGUUUUUUGGUGCGGAUAAGUUUACAAUGGUGUGCUAGAUCCAUCAAAAAGGAAACGAGUUUGAUAAAGCAAGUAUAUAUCGGUUUGAACAAUAACUACAGGUGAUCUUGGGUUUACUGUCCCACUACAGUGAGACCCUGCUGGGGGUGAUCAAGCGAGGUCCCCAGCAUGACGAAGGCGACCGAAGAAUGAAGAAUUUUGGGAGUGACGAGGAAGAGGAGGAGGAGCAAACGUGCACCCCAAUGUUUAUUUGCAUGAUUGUCACGAUCGUCGUUCUCGUCGGUCUGGCGAUCGGCGGAUUUGCCUGGGCAAUGGUGCUGCAGAGGAAGGGUUGAUCGAAUGAAAGAAGAUGACGUGAUGAAACACAAACAGCAAUAACCCAAUGG